Messenger RNA from Toxotes jaculatrix (banded archerfish), 1828 nucleotides. It is a transcript of the gene ankrd10b, whose product is annotated as ankyrin repeat domain 10b. The record is from RefSeq and is a predicted model, not a curated record. Gene Ontology annotation, molecular function: protein binding. The transcript is spliced from 6 exons. NCBI's taxonomy places the organism in Eukaryota, Metazoa, Chordata, Actinopteri, Toxotidae. The coding region runs from base 351 to 1400 and encodes 349 amino acids.
AAGAAGCAGAGUAAAUCGAACUCGGAAAAAUACCAGUAGAAAGUACUCCGUCGUUUUUUUUAUUUUUGGCGGGGUGACUUCAACCAGUAGAAGCGGUGGAGAGUCGGGAAUGUGAAUUCCAGUCCGGAGUUUGCGACUCACUCGGCGUUUCUUAAGUUUCACUUCGGCGCGUGCUCUGCCCCGUCUGGUCUGCUUUGUGUUGUUAGGCAGAAAGACGCACCAGCCAGGGUGGCGUGUGUCCUGAUUCACAGGCACCCCAUCAGCGACUAGAAUCAAACGUUAGUCACGCGUAUUGUCGCCUGUUCAGAAGUAGUUAGCUGCCAUUGAUCGUUUUGCUCCGUUUUGCAACAAUGUCGGUGGGAGUGGAGUCUGGAUUCUCGAGCGAGGAGGUCUUAAACAGCCGCUUCCCUCUCCAUCGGGCGUGCAGGGAUGGAGAUGUCGGUGCCUUGUGCUCCCUCCUUCAGUGCACCUCAAACCCGACUGACCUCACCGUGGAGGACACCUUCUACGGCUGGACGCCCAUACACUGGGCCUCACAUUUCGGAAAGUUGGAGUGUGUGAUGCGUCUGGUUCAGGUGGGCUGUGGUGUGAAUGCGGUGACCUCCAGGUUUGCACAGACGCCCACUCACAUUGCUGCAUUUGGGGGCCACCCUGAGUGCUUGUUAUGGCUACUCCAAGCUGGUGCAGAUAUUAACAGACAGGACUAUGUGGGCGAGACGCCCAUCCACAAGGCUGCUCGUGCGGGCAGUCUGGAGUGUAUCAACGCUCUCUUGAUUCAGGGAGCGAAAGCUGAUAUGAGGAAUGCCAGUGGGCUGACUGCUGCUGACCUGGCCCACGCCCAGGGAUUCCAGGAGUGCGCUGAGAUUCUCUCCAAUGCCCAGAACUUCCAACAAAACAUGGCUCAGUCCCAUAACGGGGUUUUUCUGAAUGGCAUGACCCAGAAUGGGGGCCACGCUCACCCCACCAUCCAGGGACGCAGCUUCUUGAAUGGCGUGCCCAACAGAAAGAGGUCAUUCGAUGGCAUGGAAGUGAACCCAGUGAAGAAGGCUAGACCUAACGGUCUGGGCAUGCCAUCUGAAGUGCUGAAUGGGAAUGGGCCACUGGGUGGUGCUGGAGAGACCCAGACGGAGAGCAUGAACGUGGAGUUGGCAACAACUGUAACCUCAGUGGCAGGUGAGAGACACUGUGAGGAUCUUUCCUUAAAUGGUCACAUUCAACCACAGCUUCCAUUUGGGUAUGACCCAACAGCAGAAAUCCUCCAUGACCAACACAUCUACAGUGACUCACCUGAGAUCAACAGCACUGCAGGCAGCCAGAUGGAGCACCAGAAGUCUGUGAAAGCAGAGCAGCUGUAUGACCAUGCCCUCUUCAGCACCAUGCUUCUUUACCAUGGAUCAUAAAGUACAAAGGAUCCAGUUAGCAGGCCGUCCUUUUUGCCUGAAUCUCAUGUAAGCCUAAACAAGCAUUCAUCUGCCUUAAAGCCAUUGAGUGGUCCAGGUAUUCAUUCAUUUAUUAUUUGUUGUUGUAAAGGGCAGGCCCAUUGUUGUGGAUGGAUCUGAAAUCUGUAACUGAUAAAGUUGAUUAAAAAGUGGAUAUUGGUUUGUGUUGUUAGAGAGAAACUGUUGGUUUCGCUUAUGAAAGUUUGGUUCAUCUGAAAAUAGCCUUAUUCUGAUAUACACUAAAGUAGGCAUCUGUAUUGAACCACUGCCAAUACUUAAAUUUUGUUUGUCUCAACUAGAACUGGGGUGAGCCCCCCUCUAGACCUUAAUAAAGACAAGGCAAGUGCAUCACAUGUCACUCAUUAAUAAUUAAACAGAGGUUUGCAAAA